Carassius auratus (goldfish) is the source of this 6152-nucleotide messenger RNA. It is a transcript of the gene fmn2a, whose product is annotated as formin 2a. Gene Ontology annotation, biological process: cortical actin cytoskeleton organization; actin nucleation. Gene Ontology annotation, molecular function: microtubule binding; actin filament binding. Gene Ontology annotation, cellular component: cytoplasm; cytoskeleton; actin filament. Bases 191 to 4750 code for a protein of 1519 amino acids. Lineage: Eukaryota; Metazoa; Chordata; Actinopteri; Cypriniformes; Cyprinidae. The transcript has 18 exons. The record is from RefSeq and is a predicted model, not a curated record.
CACUGUGUGUGUGUAUGAAAGAAGAUGCAUAAAUUGCUACUGGUGGCAUGUAAUAGGAAGAGAAACCAUGUGAUGACAGCAUUCAUGUGAUCGAGGAAGAGGAGCAGCCCAGCGAAUAUCACAAACACUUACUUGUUCCCUCAGUUUACUAGAGACUCCAUCCCGGCAAGUCAGUACAGCAAGAAUCAAUAUGCAAACCAUUCAGACCAUAGAGAUGCAGUUACCUGUCCUGCGAGAGAGUUUCCACUCCUCUCCCUUCAGAGAGAGAGUGAAAGAACGGAGGAAGAGCAGCCUGACAAAUCUCAUCAGAAGACAACAGCAGCAGUUAUUACUCCAGCAACAACAAUCAGAAUUACAUCAGAAGCAACAGCUGUUGUCACCCUCACAGGGCCACACUGCACAUGCUCAGUUGGUCCGCUCUUCCAGCAGCCCGUUAUGUGACUUAGUAGAGCAAAUAGAUGAGCAAGAGAAAAUGAAAGAGACCGGGAGGCAGGGGGAGCUGUCUCUCAGGCAGUCCUCGGCUAUUGCGUCACAGCCUGCAUCAUCAAAGCAGCUGCUGCCGAUGGUGAAGAGAGAGAGAGAGGGAUUAGAGAGGGAGAGGGAGAAAGUGCAAGGGAGCACGGAGAGGGAGAGAGGAGAGAAGAGAGAGCAGACAAGAGAACGAGAAAGUCAGUCCUAUCACACACGUUCCCAGCAUGGCCUGAUCGCUAAAGGUGUUCGCCUUCUGAGGAGCAUGGGAAACCAGGAGGCCAAGCAGAAGAAGACCACUGUCACAACAGGAGUGGAAGGUGCUGGGAAUGGGGCAAGCACUGAGGACCGAGACCAUGAACAUCUCAAGAAGAUUAAGAAAAGUAAAUUGUCAGACGACUCGGGCAAGAAGAAAUCCAAAUCGGAAGGCUCCAGAGGUUCUGUAUUUUCCAACAUCCGUAUCAGAAAGGGCCUCUCCCGGAAAGGGUUGUCCAAAGAGGAUGUACUGGACAAUGGGAUUAGGAUUAACAGCAUGGAUGCUAACGGCAGCAGCAAUGGUGGAAUAUCGGGUGAUGAGCUGGAGGGUCUCACGCCUGAUAGUAAGCAACUCACGGCUGAAAGCAGGCAGUCAACUCUGGACACGACAGAAGAUGAUGCUGAGAGAGAGACUGAGGGAUCAGGGUCAGAUACAGACCUCUACAGCUACCACUCAGCCGCUGAGGCUCAAGAUCUGCUGUCGGAUAUCCAGAGGAUUAUCGGACAACAGCAGCAGAUGGAGGGAGUUUCUGAGGGGCAAAACUGUAGUGGACAAGUAGGGUCUGAUGGCCAGACUGAGGUCACUCAGGGUCUUACUUGUAGUAGUCUUGCUUGUAUGGGUGAACCAGAGAAGGUAGAAGGUGUAUCUGCAUCUAUCAGCACAGAACAAGAUCUUAAAUAUAGUGGGGACACAGUAGAAGGGGUGAUUAUAACCACACUAAAGGCAGAAGCAGGUGGUGAAGUGACUGAUGUUGCAAAUAAAGCUGAACGUUUGAGCAGUUUUGCCAUUGACUAUUGCAUUCAGGAUAGUACCACUGACACAAGUAGUGCCCGGGAUACCACAGCUGUUACCACAUCUACCAGUAACUACAGUUUUCAAGAUACUACAGCAACAUCCACCUCCUAUGAGAGUGCCGAGGAGAUCCUGGAGAGUUCAUCUCUAUCAUCUCCUCUUGAAGAGUGUCAUUACGAUAGCAAUAGCCUGACUCAAAGCCUAGAAGUCGGCCUCAAUUCAAGAAAUCAGACCAGCUCAAUGUCCAAAAUCAGCCGGGUAAUUUUCGUCCCACAGAAGAGCAUUAGUAGUGUAGAGCUGAACGUAGAGGGUGAUGGUCAUGUAGAGGAGGUAGAUUGUGAGUAUUCCCACCAACAGAGAAGGAAAAGCAGUGGCGCGUCCAUCACACAGUGGUCAUCUGAGAACUUUUUAGGCUUAGGGUCAAGACCACGUAGAACUUCCAGCGCUAACCUCGGGGUUAAACCUUAUCCUACAGUACACACUUCUUAUGUUAAAACAACCACCAGACAGCUCACAUCACCUAUAAUAUCUCCAUUGACCACUCCGUCCCUUAGCCCAAUGUGUCCUCGCAGGGUCGGCUUAGAGCUGGGCUCAGUUCAGGGGUCAUACAGAGCAGGAAGCUGGAGAACACAGAGACAACGGUCCUGUAGCAUUGCAGGUCCGGUGGGUUGUCAUGAAGAAUGGUGUGAAGCCAUACAUGAUCAGUCAGAGCUUGUUAAUCAUGGCUUCCAAACCCUCAGAUCCAGGCAAACACCAUCUGCCUUUCCAGAUGUGUUUUCAGGUCGCUCUCUGUUCGAGAGGUGUCUUGUACAGUGGGGUUAUUCUGAACAUGGCACUGCUGCAGAGGAUGUUGAAAGAUUCUGUUCCCAUAUUCUGGCUUUGGGGAUUCUACAGCCUUUCAGUGACUGCAUCAAGGAACCACCCACAGGAAGUGAUGUUACAGAUAAGCCCAUUUUCAAUAAGGAGCAGCUGUAUACCUGGGCUCCAAUGGGACAGAAUGAGAUCAGAACACCUGGGCAGCUCCAAACAAUGUCGCCUCCAAGUCCGUCCCCCAAUUCCACACAGCUGCAAGAUGGAUCCACGGAGCAAUCUGGAAUCGUUCCGGAAGAAACGUCCAUUUCCAUUCAGGAGCUAGAGCGAACAAUUGAAGAAUUACUUGUGAAAAUCUCAGAUAUGGAAAAAGACAAUGUUUUGGAUGGCACAAAGCUUGGAAAAAGGGAUCGAGAAGUGGGUGGUUUCAAUCAAGCCAUUAAACAGACUAAAGUAAAUAAACAACGAGUUCAUUCAGCCAUUCAGACCUCACCUGUCGAGGAAGCCUUUAAACUUCCAGUGCCUUUAUCAGACCAAUCACAUUUUCCCAAAUUAAGUGACACCGCUACUUCACCAGUGGGAUUGCCCAAUACCUGUAGCUGCCAAAGAACACAGAAAAUCCCUUCCCCUGCACCAUCACUACUUCCUGUUGUUUCAGGUUUCCCAACACCUUCAAAACAAGAUGCAUCAGUUCCUCCACCUCUUCCACCUCCACUCCCAGAUGCGAUUCAGAUCCAUCUGCCUUUCCUGGGUACUCCUCCACCCCCACCCCCUCCACCUCCACUUCCAGGUAUGGGUCUGCCCCAUCUGCCACUCAAGGGUAUAGCUUCUUCCUCUCCACAACCUCCACUCCAAAUUAUGGCUCUGCCCCCUCCACCGCCUCCGCUCCCAGGUAUUAUUCCUCCACUUGCAUCUGUGGGCAUGGCUCCACCUCCUCCACCUCCACUCCCAGGUAUGGCCCCACCCCCUCCUCCUCCACCUCCUGGCUGUGGACCCCCACCACCCCCUCCUCCACCUGGUUUUGGGCCACCACCACCCUUCGGUCCCCCUCCACCCUUCAUGGGGUUGGUGCCGUCUAGCAUGACUCAGGAGUCCGUCCCCCUGAAGGCUGUCAUCGAACCUCCACGGCCCAUGAAACCACUCUACUGGACACGGCUUCAGCUAAAUGCCAAAAAGGAUGCCAAAAGUGACCUGGUGUGGGAAAAGGUUCAAGAGCCUUCAGUAGACUUUGACGAAUUUGUGGAGCUGUUUGCCAAAAGUGCAGUCAAGGAAAAGAAGAAACCUAUCUCAGAUACCAUAACAAAAUCCAAGGCCAAACAGGUUGUCAAGCUGCUGAGUAACAAACGUUCCCAAGCGGUGGGGAUUCUGAUGUCCAGUCUUCAUUUAGAUAUGAAAGAUAUUAAGAAUGCCAUCUUGAACAUGGACUGCACCGUGGUGGAUCUGGAGACGCUCCAGGCGCUGUAUGAAAACAGAGCUCAGAAAGAAGAGAUGGAUCAGAUUGAGAAACAUAUCAAGUCUUCAAAAGAUAAAGAAAAUGCAAAACCACUGGACAAGCCUGAACAGUUUUUGCUGCAGUUGUCAGAGGUUCCUCAGUUCUCAGAGCGGGUUUUCUGUAUUCUCUUCCAGUCCACCUUCACAGAAUGUGUUACAUCAGUUCAGCGCAAGCUUGAAACACUGCUGAGAGUCUGUACGGCUCUAAAAUCAAGUCAAGCCGUCCUGCAGGUUCUAGGUUUGGUUCUUGCAUUUGGGAACAUUAUGAACGGGGGCAACCGGAGCAGAGGACAGGCAGACGGAUUUUCCCUAGACAUCCUACCCAAGUUAAAAGAUGUCAAGAGCAGUGAUAGUUCUCAGAGCCUCCUGUCCUACAUAGUUGCUUACUAUCUGCGACACUUUGAUGAGGAUGCAGGUAAAGAAACAUGCGUGUACCCACUUCCAGAGCCUCAGGAUCUGUUUCAGGCUUCACAGAUGAAGUUUGAGGAUUUUCAAUGUGACCUACGCAAGCUACGGAAAAAUCUGAAUGCCUGUUCAGCAGAAACAGAAAAGGUGUGUAAUGUCUCGUCUGAGGAGAACCUGCAGCCCUUUAAGGACAAAAUGGAAGAAUUUCUCACUAGAGCCAAAGCAGAGCUGGAGCUCCAGGAAAAACAGCUCGCUGGCACGCAGAGGAUUUUUCUGGAGCUGAGCGUGUUUUUCUCAGUCAAGCCUAAGGCGGGAGAGAAGGAGGUUUCACCAAACACAUUCUUCACAGUGUGGCACGAGUUUUCGUCAGAUUUUAAGGAGCUCUGGAAGAGAGAGAAUAAAUGCCUAUUGCAGGAGCGUUUGAAAGCUGCAGAAGAGACUUUUAAACAAGCACGAGAGAAGGCUACCUACAAUAUAAAACCUAAACAUGCAUCAGGAAUAAAAGCCAAGCUGGGACAGAAGAUGUGAAUUUCUGCUGUACUGAAUCCAACAAAACUCCUUGUUUGCCCGGUUCUUUCUUUGUUUUCUACUUAACAGUUACUUCAGUAUAAUAAUAUCCAUGAGAAUGUUUGCAUUAUUUUAAUACAUAGACAUGGCCAGAAUUUAUAUGAAGACAAUCAAAGGCCAUAUUAUGAUCAUUUUCAACAACAACAAUAAAAACAAAUCAGCCUACUAGAACACAUUUUGAUUUAAAAAACAUUUUUCAAAUUUCUCAUGCAUUGCUGUAGCACCACUAUUUUCACUCUCUGCCUAAAACCCUCUCUCUUUUACUUUCUAUCUAUUUAAAGCCUGCCAUUCCAAAAAGCUAAAUCUGAUCUUGGUCUGGUGGUCAACCGCUUACAGCAUGUCAGAAAUGUAUCUUUACAGUUUUCAGCUACAGCUAUGGCAUUGUCAUUGGAAGGCCAUGCUAAUUGUUCUUUGAGGGUGGGCCAAGGCAAGCCAGUCUGUGUGCAUUAUGCAAAUGUAUAUCAUGAUGACAAGCUAAGUCAUGAAAUAAUGGCAGGACAUCAAACGAGGCAUUUCAGGCAAGUGUUUUCUGUUAGAGAGAUUAACUCCCUUUGGCAUGACUUUGUGCUUUGUAAUUUUGCAGAUAGUGUACACAAACAGCUAUAUAAAGCAGUAAAGAAAAGGUUAAAUAAUAAAAAAAAAAGCAUAUUGCUGUAGGAGUAAUUCAAAGCCAUAGAUUGAAACUAGCCACUAUUUUACAAAAGCAAACUGAAUAUUUAGUAUACAUUGAUAAUUACACACAAAAUCUGCAUAUUUAUUUUCAUAUCUUCUGUCAAGUACCGAAUGAUCUAAAAUAACCUGUGCAUUUAAUUAUCAUAAAAUAGCAUUCUUAUUUGUAGGUGAAAGCCAUAAUAUUUAAUGAACUAUGACAGAUAAAUAGUGGAUUUCAUACAGGUAGACUAAUUAAACAAUAUGCUUCUAAAUGAUGUUUGUUUAUGCUGAACAGGCAAUGACAUUUAAGAAAUUGGAAUAACUCAAUGCAUAAAGAAAUGGCAAUCUCGGAUAUAAUAUCUGACUAUGUGACCUGUGUAAAGUCAUAAAAUGUGUGUUUUGGUGAUUCCUAUAUGAAGAGCCACGGCCAUCUUAUUCUUUAAAUGGAAAUUUGAUAAUAUUCUGCGUCCAUAGUUUCAUCUACAGGUGUUUAUAUACUUCAGCCUAUGAAAUUGACAUAGAAUUGAGUGAUAUGUUGUGAGUUUCUCUGUUCCAACUGUAAGGUGUUUAAUGAACAGUUGUUGAGAAAUAUAUGCAAAUAUUAUGAUUUAUGACUUAUACCAUUCUUUGUUGUAUGUGUACAGCUGUUGUCAGUAGUUCAAUAACCUUUAAUUUACCUAAAUGUAUUUUCAAUUAAAGAAGCUGACAGCUU